AUGAACAUUUCUUCUGCAAAUGAGUUCAGCCAGGGAAUUUUCAUAGCAGGACAGAGGGCAGACUGCUUGCUGCAUUACCAGCAUAGCCGCGGCUCGGGGGUGAAGGCUGAAGCUUUCGUUCCCGUGUGUGGGGAAGGUGGGGGGAGCAGAGCAGAGAGCAUGCUGGCCAUGGUGGGGGCAGCCCCAACCCUCCUGGCCCUGCUCAGCAUAACAGCGGCUUUUUGUGAUGCCCAGGACACCUGCCCAGAGGUGAGAAUAGUGGGACUGGGUGAUGCUGACCGACUCACCGUUCUCCAAGGAUGCCCAGGGAACCCAGGUGCCUCUGGCCCAAAAGGAGAACGAGGCCUCGCAGGAGCAAAAGGAGAAAUGGGAGCCCAGGGACUCCCCGGGAAAGCAGGACCGCCUGGUGCAAAAGGAGCAGCUGGAGAGCCCGGCUUCCCAGGACCGACAGAAGCCAGGAGCUGCCAAGAACUACGGGGUAAAGGGAAGAUCCUGAGCGGCUGGUACACCAUCUACCCCCACGGCUGCAAUGCCACCACCGUCUUCUGUGACAUGGACACGGAUGGUGGAGGAUGGAUUGUUUUCCAGAGGCGCUGGGAUGGGUCAGUGAACUUCUUGCGAGAUUGGGACUCAUACAAACAAGGCUUUGGCAGCCAGCUGACGGAGUUCUGGCUGGGGAAUGACAACAUCCACCUCCUCACCUCGCUGGGACCCUGUGAACUCCGCAUUGACCUGAGAGACUUCGAGAACAACUACUACUUUGCCAAGUACGCUUCAUUCAGAGUUUUAGGAGAGCCUGAGAAAUACAAACUGGUUCUCGGAGACUUCCUCGGUGGAAACGCUGGGGACUCCCUCUCCUACCACAAGGACAUGCCCUUUUCAACAACAGACCAGGACAACGACAUGAGCGCCUUUAGCUGUGCCACAGAAUACAAGGGAGCGUGGUGGUACAAUGAUUGCCAUUACUCCAACCUGAAUGGGAUGUACUGGCUGGGCGUUCACGGGAGCUACGCUGAUGGCAUAAACUGGAAGACAGGCAAAGAAUACCAUUACUCCCAUAAGCGAACAGAAAUGAAAUUCAGACCAGUCUGA
This is a messenger RNA of Egretta garzetta (little egret), 1092 nucleotides long. RefSeq names its product ficolin-2-like. NCBI's taxonomy places the organism in Eukaryota, Metazoa, Chordata, Aves, Pelecaniformes, Ardeidae. The record is from RefSeq and is a predicted model, not a curated record.